Messenger RNA from Lobosporangium transversale, 2466 nucleotides. RefSeq lists its product as hypothetical. Lineage: Eukaryota; Fungi; Mortierellomycota; Mortierellomycetes; Mortierellales; Mortierellaceae. Bases 1 to 2466 code for a protein of 821 amino acids. The transcript has 6 exons. The record is from RefSeq and is a predicted model, not a curated record.
AUGACAGGCGAAAUCACUAUCUUUUGCAUUAUUGAUGGAGAAUCCACAGCGUUUCCUGUGAGGAUUCCACCAACAAAGACCGUGGACGAACUCAAAAAGGCAAUCAAGAAAGAAUAUGAGCCAGACCUAGAUUACCUUUCUGCUAAAAAGCUCAAUCUUUACUAUCUCUCAAUCCCUUCCGCGCCGAAAAGACAAAUCAUGCUCAACUAUCUAACAAUCGAAGAAAGAUCAAAGGAGCCAGAGGAGCUAGACGACGCAACAAGCGAGAUUUCUGAAUUCUUUGGAACGGCGCCACCAAAGAAAACCAUUAAUGUCAUCGUCCAGCGGCCGUUGGGAGCUGUCAUCUGGACGAACACCUCAAGUAUCCUUGCAUUGGUUAAGCAAUAUGAACGACUCAUCGGCACUAAACAAGCUCCGCUUGUUACAUCUUUUGGUUCAGAAUUCCCACUUUGCCGCAGAGAGGAAACUCUUGACGUAUUAUGGAAUGGGAGUUGUUAUAAUGGCGUCUUUGAGCGAUUUAAAAACCGCAAGAAGAGCGACAAGGGCCUAAAUCCAAUCCCACUUCUUGCCUGUGGGCCAGGUACAGGCAAAAGCAGGUCCCUCCAAGAAAUUGGAGGAAUGCUUCGUGAAAAGGCCAACUCUUACGGUGACCAGAGUAUUAAAAGCGCCUUCUCCAAUAUGGUCUCAAUCAAUAUUUGCUACGGCAAUGGCACCGCGGUCAGCCAGUUCGAUAACAAAAUUGGAGGCGAUGCAUCUAUUGCUGUUAGAUUACUCUACGGAUAUUUUAUCAGUAACAAAGACUCCGAUAGCAAACCUGUUGACUUUUUUCUGCAAAAGGAAGGCAUCAAUCUACUCUCAGUGAGCAGAGCCAUGGAGGUUAUUCAUGCUGAUAUUAUCAGACGAGGCACACCCACUAACAAUCCGAUUGUGCUGGUCAUCAGCAUCGACGAAGUGAAUCAUUUACACAAUGCUUACCCAGGUACCCUUCGAGAAGUUGCGAAUGCUAUUGGGAAACUGAGCUUGAGAACCAUAGAGCCUUUUUGUAUCCCUAUUAUGGCAGGCACAAUCCAAGGACCCAUCGAAGAAAUGCUCAUGGGAUCAACAUAUCGUAUCCUACACCUACCUCUUCCUCUUCUUACUGACGACGACGUGAUCGAAAUUGGCCGUAGGCUUCCUCCGACUAUAGACGGUAAGGCUCUACAUCUGACUGAAGACUACCUAAAGCAUGAUAUACUGCUCCACCGUAGUAUUGCAGACAUCGGUGGAGUGCCAAGGGCUGUGGAGCAUUUCUAUGAACACUUUGUGAAUCGCUUAAAGAAACUAAAGAAGAUCCCUGACAAGGAUGAGAAACUUACGGAAUGUCUGCGCAAUGUCGAUAUCAUGGCCGUUAUGCAGAGCCUGGCAGUUCGUUUAGACACACUUUAUCCUUUUGGGAACUACGUGGAGUUCAUGACACCUGUAGUGGAGUGGCAAGGGCCAUUCUUGCUGGAACGAGCUGAAGAGCAUGACAUAUACCAUAUACGUAUCCCAUAUUUGUGGCUGGUUUUAUUGAUCAGCGCUUCCUAUAGCCAAUCCGAGUCCCCUUUGAAGUACUGGACCGCUUUUAUCGAUCCAAAGCAAGAUGUCUCCUGGGCAGGCUGGGCUCUACGUUUAUGCCUUUUCUCUUACCUCGGAAAACAGACUGUGUCUCUGCAGGAACUUUUUGCAGGUGCUGAAUUUGAUCCCGAGUUUCCAGAGUUUAAAGUUGAAAUUCCAGAGCACCGCAAUGUUACAGUGCAUCAAUUGCUCGAAAUGUCCCCCAAUCACGAGAUCGCAAAGGAUGUGGACGGCAAGGAGCAUACUAACUUUCUUCAAGAGUUUCACAAGAUAUUUGUUAAUGGCAAGGGUGCUCCAGCUGACGGCUAUAUGCAGUUGCGUUUACAGAACAGAAGAGACAUUGCGUCUUUGUGUCUAUUUUGUCAAAUGGAAUGGGCCGAAGAGAAGGAUUCAAAGACGUCUAGCCCUAUCAACCAAAAAACAAUUGAGAAAGAAAUUGAAAAGAUUGCCGAAGUGAACGAAGUUCUUAAGAAACGAUGUCCAUCCUUGGAAUGUGCCUUUGGUAUAUUUUCAAAUCGACAAAUAGCUCCAAAGGCGAACCUCCGUUCUCAUACAUUUAUGAUGCCUGCAGUUGGGGAGAAGAUCUGUAAAGAAAUCGUGAGCGAGCGGAAGAAGCGACGAUUUGAGGAUGAAGAUGAUUUUAAGAAAAGGCCUUGGUUUAACUUCUUGAUGGGCAGAGCCGCAAGGGUUGGUACUCUGAUUGAUCCUAUGACGCCAACUGAAGGCGCUGCCUCUCUGUUCCUGCAGGCUCACGCUCACAUUCAUGACCCUGCUCAGCAAGCAAGACUCCGUAAUAACCAUUUCGGGGAUUCCUUGAUGAAGGCCUGUUGCAGUAACCACAGCAGCUCCUUGAACUACACUACCCGAUAG